AUGAAUUUCCACCUGACCCCUCGUGACUCUCCCAUCAACUCCCUCAAGCGACAUGCCGCAAGCCCAGCUCACACGCCGGGCAAGGGGACUCCGAGGAAGCGACCGUGCGUGGGAGCAAGAGCGAAUGCGGAGCAGCAGGUGGAGUGUUGCGUCAAGCAUCCUCCGCCGAGCAACAAGGGACCUCCGAAGCAGAACACAAGCACCGACGAGUUCUUCUUCGACAGCGGAGUGCUCGAUCCUCAGGUCUCCCAGCAUGACAUGUUCGAAGCUGUCGGGAGGGAGUUUGUCAGGCCGGCAGCCGAUUCCGUGAUGGAAGGAUUCAACGUGACCAUCUUUGCAUACGGACAGACUGGAAGUGGCAAGACUCAUACUAUCUACGGCUACUGCAGCUCCGGCAGCAACGUCGCAGACAUCAAUGCAGAUACCACAGGACUGAGCGGUCGUAUCAUGGACUACAUAGUAACAACAUGCGGAGAGAAGAAGGAAGAGAAGGUCAAGUAUCGCUACAGUCUGAGCAUGCUUGAUAUCUACGACGAGAAAGUCACCGACCUCUUCGACCCUCCUCACGAGAAGAAGGUGCGAGAAGGAGCCAACGGCACCUACGUCGAAGGAAGCAAGUGGAAGUCCGUGCUCAGUGGCCCGCAGGUCUGCUUCACGGCCAUGAACAGCACGAGCAGUCGCUCCCACACCAUCUGCAUGUUUCGAGUCUCAAGAGACGAGGAGCGCGAGGACGGCGAGGUCGUGAAUCGCAGCGGAAUCAUAACAAUCGUCGACCUGUGCGGAUCUGAGCGAGUGAAGAAGAGCGAAGUGGACGGCAGCCGUCUCAAGGAAGCGAUCAACAUCAACGCUUCUCUCAGCUCCCUCAAGACUGUCAUGUUCCCUACCGGUCGAGCAAGUUGA
Molecule: messenger RNA, 900 nt
Organism: Guillardia theta CCMP2712
Lineage: Eukaryota; Cryptophyceae; Pyrenomonadales; Geminigeraceae
Exons: 11
Coding region: 1-900 (299 amino acids)
Biological process (GO): microtubule-based movement
Molecular function (GO): microtubule motor activity; ATP binding; microtubule binding
Source: RefSeq, a predicted model, not a curated record